AUGGCCUCGGUAUUCAAGUUUCCUUACCAAAGACUUGGAAAUGAAGCUGGCUUUGAAGAUUAUGAAGAAAGAGAAAGAGUGGUUUUGAGAUCGAGGGCUUGGUGUAGGUUCAAAAGGGUGUCCAUAAGGAGGAGGUUCAAGCUUAAGGUCCCAAACUUGAGGAAGUUCUUGAGGAGGAAAGCUAGGCUGCUCUCUGCAUUCAGAGUGUCAUGUUCAUGGGCUAAGGUGCUGAAGAGAUUGAAGGAAAGUCAGGCUCAUUUUGGUGAUAUUUUUGCUGGAAACUACCUGUUCAUUCAAGUCAACCCAACCUCAUUGACAUGCCUUAAAAGGGAUCGUGAUGUUUAUGGCCUGUCCUCGAGGUACUCUCUUCCAAGAGUUGCUUAA
This is a messenger RNA of Juglans microcarpa x Juglans regia, 384 nucleotides long. RefSeq lists its product as uncharacterized. NCBI's taxonomy places the organism in Eukaryota, Viridiplantae, Streptophyta, Magnoliopsida, Fagales, Juglandaceae. The record is from RefSeq and is a predicted model, not a curated record. The coding region runs from base 1 to 384 and encodes 127 amino acids. The transcript has a single exon.